UGUAACCAAUUCCAAGUUCGCCCCGCUGUUAAAUCUCUUGUGAGGCUGCUUCUCCCACGCGAAAACUAAAACUAAACCUGUAACGACCGACUUCGGAUCCAACGACGCAAUAAUGAUGGCGUUGCUGACUGAUAGCUCCCGCAACAGUACGUUAUCGCGGGGCACUGCAUAACAAGCUGUAAACAACGAUUCGAGGUAGACACUCUCAAUUGUAACGGAUCCGGGUGUGCACACUCAGUUACAUCAUUCAGCCGUGUCCUUUGAUUCAAAAUAUUGUACAUAUAUCACUGAAAUUCCCGACAAUGGCACCGACUGAAGAGAUUCCGAAUGAGGUGCGUCAGCGAUUGCGCGAGCAUUUCUCCGUCCCCGCCGACGCUUUGAACGAUCGCUGGUCUGCACUCUGGGACAAAGGCGACUUUCUUCCGUGGGACAGGGGAUUGCCCAAUCCAGCUCUGGUCGAUACGCUGGUCGAACGACACGAUCUGUUGGGAUCGCCUCUAGUUGAUGAUCCAGAGACUGGGAAAAAGAGAAGAAAGCGGGCAUUUGUCCCUGGAUGCGGAAGGGGAUACGAUGUCCUGCUGCUGGCGAGCUUUGGAUAUGAUGCCUUUGGAUUGGAGGUGUCUGAAAGUGCGGUAAGGCAAUGUGAAAGAAUUGCGCGCGAGUCUGGUGACAAGUAUCCUGUGCGCGAUGAGGCAGCUGGUGCGGGCACGGCCAAAUUUGUCCUCGGAGACUUUUUUAAGACGGAUUUUGAGCGCGAGACUGGCAGUAAAUUUGAUCUCAUUUAUGAUUACACGUUCUUUUGUGCGCUUCCACCAUCACUACGCCCCGCAUGGGCUCUGCGCCAUUCGCAGCUUCUGGCCCGCCCUGACGGCAAUCUCAUUUGUGUCGAGUUCCCAACGUACAAGGAUCCGUCAACGGGCGGUCCUCCCUUUGGUGUCACUCCGUCUAUAUACAUAGGCCACCUAAGUCAUCCCGGAGAAGACCUCCCGUACUCUGAAGAGGGAUACAUUGCAGAUGUCUCUGCGCGAGGCGCGACCAAAGAAGACUUAGAGCGCGUUGCGCAUUGGAGGCCAAUACGGACACACGAGAUUGGCAAGGAUACUGACUGGGUAAGUGUAUGGCGGCACCGAUGGUAGUUUUGUUUUUUUGCCACCGCUGGAACAGAGUCGAAAAAGUUGAUUUGUCAAUGUAAAUAUGAUGGAAGAAAAAUGAUUCUCUCUGGGUAUCAUACGGAUCAAAGAGACCAUAGGAUGACUCAAAUCAUGACUCUUUCCUCAGAG
Xylona heveae TC161 is the source of this 1280-nucleotide messenger RNA. RefSeq names its product putative thiol methyltransferase. The coding region runs from base 303 to 1136 and encodes 277 amino acids. The record is from RefSeq and is a predicted model, not a curated record. The transcript has 2 exons. Gene Ontology annotation, molecular function: S-adenosylmethionine-dependent methyltransferase activity. Lineage: Eukaryota; Fungi; Ascomycota; Xylonomycetes; Xylonales; Xylonaceae.